Messenger RNA from Symbiodinium sp. CCMP2592, 250 nucleotides. NCBI's taxonomy places the organism in Eukaryota, Dinophyceae, Suessiales, Symbiodiniaceae. The record is from the annotation of a GenBank genome assembly.
GCGCUAUGCAGUGCGUUUCCUGCGACCGGAGAAGUGCUACCACUUCGCAGUGGAGUGCCGCUACUCGGCGCUUCCCUCCCUUUUGGCUGCCUCGGCGACCCUUCGCCUCGGCGGCGAGGGAGGGACUUCGACGCUGCGCUCGCGCCUGCCCCUGCGAACGACUCCGCAGGACGCAGAGGCAGAGGCUGCUCGCUCCUGGGAGCUCUGGAGACGCCCAGAAAACUCAGGUGAAGCCUGGCAUGAGCCCUGA